Messenger RNA from Penicillium maclennaniae, 1263 nucleotides. RefSeq lists its product as uncharacterized. The transcript has 3 exons. Bases 1 to 1263 code for a protein of 420 amino acids. NCBI's taxonomy places the organism in Eukaryota, Fungi, Ascomycota, Eurotiomycetes, Eurotiales, Aspergillaceae. The record is from RefSeq and is a predicted model, not a curated record.
AUGCGACUUCCCCCGCUGGCCGUGAUGGCUCAAUGGCCCACGCCAAACUACAUUGACCCGCCGACUCGCGGCCAUGGCGCCAUGAUCGUCAACAUCAUCACCAUGUCUCUGGCGUUCGUGGCAGUAAUGCUCCGUCUAUACACUCGAUUUCGGAUCACAUACAGUGCCGGUAUUGACGAUAUUCUAAUCGUGUUUGGGCUCAUUUUCGGCAUUGCAAUGGUCGUCAUUACCUCGUUCGCGACGGAGGUCUGGGGCUGGAAUCGACACAUUUGGGAUAUCCCGACCUCGUGGCUGCCCACUGUGCAGAAGCUCAACUUGUGUUUCCAGAUCAUGUUCUCAAUGUCAUCCAGUAUCACCAAGAUAUCACUGUUGUGGUUCUGUCGACGACUUCUAGGCGCUGGAAAGGGCAACUUUCAAGUUUAUAAUUGGGCUUUCAUUCUCUCUAUGAUCUUUGUUGCACUUUCUUGCAUUACCUUCACCCUCGUCAGUGUCUUCCAGUGCUCACCUAUCAAGGCUUAUUGGGAGGUCGAGCCCACGUACCCCCACAAGUGCCUGAAUGACCCAGACAUUGUCUUCUCCGCCAGUGUGAUCAACAUCUUUACUGACUUCCUCGCUACCGCCAUCCCGAUGCCUCUCAUCUGGAGUCUGAAACUUCCCACUCGCCAACGUCUCGCUGUCAUCUCCAUCUUCGGUUUGGGUAUCAUUGUCAACGUGGCAGGCUCCGUGCGCACUGUAUACGUGUGGAAGAGUAUGGUGGCUAGUUAUGAUAUUACCUGGGUUGGAUGGCCUGUCCUUGUCGCCGCGGCAGUUGAGAUUAGCCUGGGACUGAUCUGCUCUUCCGCUCCAGCCCUCCGUCCUCUCAUUGCGGCGUUCCUUCCCCACCUUCUGCAAUCCUCCCGCAACAUCAGCUACAAUUACAACAACCGAACCCGCUCCCAGAAGAUCUGGUCAUCAAAUGGCCGCUCGCGAAACUCCCACCACCCCAUCAGCACCGACUCCCGUCAGCCAGGCUACGAAAGCGACCGCUUCGAGAUCAUGCGCACGGUGGAAAUGGAAACAUGGACUGAGUCCAGACUCGCCCACCAUCGCGACAUGGAUAGAUCUUACGAUUUCUCUAAUGAACCUACUCGCGCCAUCUCCCCCACAAGCGCCAUUGAUAUGAAGCAACACGGUGUAGUCAUCACCUCCGCGGCCAGCUCCAAGUCUUCGAGCUCUACACAGCGCGAGAACGAAUGGCCCCUCGGGCAUGGACACCCCAACUGA